CCAAAAAUAUUGAUCUGGCUGGUCAAGUAAAGCAACUACACCAGGAGCGAGAUACUUUGAAGAGCAGACUGUCUGCAUCAAAAGAGAGGUGGAUGAGUUGCAAUGCCAAAUCACCUGCUAUGUUAACCAUCUGGAGGAAGUUCGGCAAGAAGCAGGGAGAAUGCAAGCCCAGCUGGAUGAUGCCAAAGUGGAAGGACAGCAUCACAGUAAAAAAGGAAAUUCUCUGUUUUCAGAGCUGGAAGAUCGAAGAUUAGAGGUUGAGAAGAAGAUGGUGACAUUGCAAGUGCAAAAUCAGCAACUUAAGGAGAAGUAUGAAGUGGAAAAACAACAGAAUCAGAAGUACAGGAUGCAGGCAGCCAUGGCACUGCACAUGACAAGCCAAAGGCAUGAUGACCCCCAUGUCCAGCGUCUGCACAGUCAGUUGAAAGAGGCACAUGCUGAGAUCCGAACUCUGACCGAACAGUUGCAAAAGCUUGAAACAGAUAAGGCAGCUAUCCUAGAUAUGCAAGAAUUUUCUAGACUUCUGAGUGAAAUGGAAGAUAAAAGUUACGUAGAGUUUCUCCUGACUGUCAUUCAAACAGAAAAGGAAAACACAGCUAAGGCAAACUCUGAGUUACAAACCAAGUCUCUUCAGUAUCUGGACAUGAGCAAUCAAAAUGCAGAACUAAUUCGACAGAUUAAGCAUCUGGAGGCUGAGCAAGGCAAGCUUCAGGCAGCACUACUUAAAGUUCAGCUGCAGAAAGAAGAACUACUUCUGAAGUAUGAGCCAGAAAAAGUGAAAACCAAAAAGGCACAAAAAAGAGUGGUUGAGAAGAUAGACAUGGGAGGCAUUCAGCCACAGCUGGCAGAAAAUGUUCCAUUUUCUUUGAGUACAAGCAAGCUUAAUGAUGUCUUGAAAUCCAUGUCAUCUGUCUCUAUGGAUAGUCAUUUAAGCGCUGUUCUGAAACCUGUUAAUGUCUUUGCAAAUGCAAGCGAAAGCUCUAAUAACUAUGGAUUUGGCAUCACAAACAAAAUGGCUGCAACAAAGCAGAUGAAACUGAGAGGCCAAGUUUUUGCACAGAACAACGAUGAGAAUACAUUUCUAGAAGGCAAAGAAAAUCUCGGAAACAUGGGCUGUGGUCCCUCGUAUGGUCAUAAAGUUAGCAUAGCUGAUGAUGUAAGAGUCAUAGAAUCUAAUGGUGAGGAGAAAAGCAUCAGUUUAUCAAAUGGGGUGGAAAAAUCUCACAAACCUGCAGCUAACAGAAAAAGCCACAGUGCCAGCUACCACUGUCAAGCAAAUCUCAGCUUCUGAAGCUCCAGAAUUACAAUGUAAAACUCAGUGAUUGGCAUCUCAAGGGAUAUUACAAGACUGAUAUGUAAAAUAGUUUUGUGUGUUGUGUUAAGAAACAUUACCAAUGGUGUUAUGUGAAAGUAUAGGCAUGUUUAAAACAUGUAUUAGGACCUUGUAAAGUGUUUAUGUAUAUAGCAUCAUAUCACUACUUCAAAAGAAAGUGUGACUGCAGGCAGAGAGCUUCUGUUGAAUGUGACCUGCCACUACUGGACAACGUUGGGCAACAGUUUAGUGGUUGUCGCUAAUAUAGCAUGAUUUGGUGUCCUGA
Molecule: messenger RNA, 1598 nt
Organism: Pomacea canaliculata
Lineage: Eukaryota; Metazoa; Mollusca; Gastropoda; Architaenioglossa; Ampullariidae
Product: protein Spindly-A-like
Exons: 7
Coding region: 161-1291 (376 amino acids)
Source: RefSeq, a predicted model, not a curated record